AUGACCAUAAUGCAAGAUGAAAUUUUCGGCCCGGUAGUAGCAAUUUCCAAGUUUUCGACCGUGGAAGAAGUGAUUGAAAAAGCACAUUUAACAAAAUACGGAUUGGCGGCAGCUGUCUUUACCAAGGAUAUCACUAAAGCUAUUAAAUUAUCCAAUGAAUUAAGAGCUGGAACCGUUUGGGGUAUACCUUUUGGAGGAUAUAAAGAAUCUGGUAUGGGACGGGAUCUUUCAAAAUAUGCUUUAGAUCAGUAUACUCAAGUCAAGACUGUUCAAAUUAAUUUGGGGUUAAAAUUAAAGGGAGGCAUUGAGUAA
Messenger RNA from Racocetra fulgida, 312 nucleotides. The record is from the annotation of a GenBank genome assembly. NCBI's taxonomy places the organism in Eukaryota, Fungi, Glomeromycota, Glomeromycetes, Diversisporales, Gigasporaceae.